AACGCAGCACUUUUGCAAUGCAGCCCACAGAAUAAAGGCUACCUGGCAACUUUGACGCAAGGUAUCCAUUUCGGAGCCGAGGCCGCGACUCGUCCGCAGGUCGGCCGCAGAGACAGCGCCAGCGCUUCGGGAGCGACCAUGGCGAGCGGCUGCGAGGGAGCCGAGCGGCCGCUGCCCUUCCGAGUGGAGGAGGUGCCCGAGGACGAGAUAAAGCGGCUGCAAGGCCUCGGCUUCGAGGACUACCCUCAGCUCGUGAGAACCGAGCCCACCUUGGCCUACUUCAGACCCUCGUACGCCCGCCUGGCCAGCGCCUUCUACAACUUCGAGUUCCGGCCCGACGAUGUGGUGGUCCUGACCUACCCGAAGUCCGGAACCAACUGGACCUCGGAGCUGGUGUGGGCGCUGAGGAACCCGGAGGCGCUCCACCUGGGGGAGCGCGUGGCGGCCAGCGAGCGUUGCUUCUUCAUCGACAUGGACAUCCACCGCCCCACCCUCCCCGCCGAGGGCGACCCGACGUACCAGCGGUUCGUGGCGACGUGUCCCAAGGGGCGCGUGGAGGACGGCGUGCAGCUCCAGCUGGCGGCCGCGCACAAGGACCCCAGGGUGAUCAAGACACACCUGCGCUUCGACCUCCUUCGGCAGGAUCUCCUGGACACGUGCAAGGUAGUAUACACCGUUCGAAAUCCAAAGGACACAUGCGUUUCUUACUUCCAUCACUCUAGCAACAAUAUAAGAAGCAAAUUCAAGGGAGAUUUCUCUAACUUUGUCGAGGCUUACAUAAGCUACGGAAUAAAUUACGGGUCCUAUUGGGACCACAUCAGGCAGGCUUGGCAACGCAAGGGUCACAGGAACCUUCAUAUCAUGUUCUACGAGGAUUUGAAGACGGAUAUCCAUGGCGAACUGAGGAAGCUGGCGAAUUUCCUGCAACUCGAUCGCGAUGACGAUCAGCUGAAAGCUGUAGCUGAGCAUGCGAGCUUCGAGCAGAUGAAAUCUCGCCACGAGCGCCUCAGCACUAACCCCAUGAUCCGCAACUUCUUCCGCAAAGGGCAGGUCGGAGACUGGAAGAACGCUGCUUCUGAGGAGCUGAACAACAAAAUGGAUGAGUGGAUUCGGGAAAAUUGUCAUGGCCUUGACAUUUCAUUCAAAUAUGAAUAGUUGCUGGAAUAAACAGUGUGCUUAUUUUUCACUCUUACAUUUUAUUAUUAUUCAUCUUUUUUAAGUGUAUGUAAAAUCUAUUAAUUCACAUUUAAGAGAAGGUAUAUUGAGUUGAUAUUCGAAGUGUUCCAAAUAAAGUCAUCUGUAUUU
Penaeus monodon (black tiger shrimp) is the source of this 1305-nucleotide messenger RNA. Its product is annotated as sulfotransferase 1C4-like. Gene Ontology annotation, biological process: sulfation. The record is from RefSeq and is a predicted model, not a curated record. Lineage: Eukaryota; Metazoa; Arthropoda; Malacostraca; Decapoda; Penaeidae. The coding region runs from base 139 to 1155 and encodes 338 amino acids. Gene Ontology annotation, molecular function: sulfotransferase activity. The transcript has 6 exons. Gene Ontology annotation, cellular component: cytoplasm.